Messenger RNA from Dicentrarchus labrax (European seabass), 7833 nucleotides. RefSeq names its product glutamate receptor, ionotropic, kainate 5 (gene grik5). The transcript has 23 exons. Bases 2639 to 5854 code for a protein of 1071 amino acids. Gene Ontology annotation, molecular function: kainate selective glutamate receptor activity; transmitter-gated monoatomic ion channel activity involved in regulation of postsynaptic membrane potential. The record is from RefSeq and is a predicted model, not a curated record. Gene Ontology annotation, cellular component: presynaptic membrane; kainate selective glutamate receptor complex; plasma membrane. NCBI's taxonomy places the organism in Eukaryota, Metazoa, Chordata, Actinopteri, Moronidae. Gene Ontology annotation, biological process: monoatomic ion transport; modulation of chemical synaptic transmission; synaptic transmission, glutamatergic.
AUUGGAGAAAGCCAAGGAGGUACGGGUAUACUAUUGAGCAAGGGGAGAGACAGAGAGGAGAGAGGCAGAGGGGAGGGUGACUAAGUGAAUGCAGUUUGCUGCCGCGUGUCGCCGAAUCACAGCGAAGUCCACAGGCAGCCAGACGGAUUGGACCUGAAUCAACAAAUGGAUACAGAAAAACUGGAUGUACACUGCAUAUGAGGAGAAAAUUAGGGAGGACGGAGAGUCUGCCUUCAUAUCCGUUUAUCUCUGCAUCAGAUGCUGCUGUGAGGAACCCACGGGGAGGGAAAGGAAAAUAGCGGACAACUCAUUUCUCCCUAACAUCCUUGGAGCUGUGAGCCAGAAUAGAGUCGACUGUGGGACUCGCUGGGAUUGAAUAUAUGCUCAUGCCGGUGUGUGUGUGUGCGAGUAUGUGUGUGUGAGCUGAUAAUAGCAGCCCCAUUGGUAUUCAGCGGAGGGAGCUCCAGGAUCUCGCUGCGCCUUUCCCCAGGAUGGGAUCACAGAGCAGGGAUUGUGCUCGCCUGUGGAGAGCCCGCUGAAAUGGACCUGAAGCCUUGCAGAGAUGGACACCAAAUGGGCAACAUGGAAGCCAACACACACCCUCCAGCGACUAGCUUUCCACACCUAACCGCCGCCACCAUCUCCAGCCAUCAGCUUGAGCAAUCCCAGCGAGGACUGAACCUGCAGAGUUGAGGUCCGACAAGCUAGACUGAGAUACCAGAGGCCAUCUACUGGAAGCAGAGACAGGCAGAGGGGGACAAGCCUCAUAGGAGUUAUCUUACAACAAUCCAAUCAACCUGUUGAGCAUACAAUUGAGCUUCUUGGACUUCAUCUGAAAUUAAAUAGGCUGCAGUGAUGCUUGAGCAAUGGUAUGGAGCUUUUGGACAUGUCCGGAUUUAUCGACCGGAUAUCCUAUCGAGAUUACGACACUUUUGUGCACACCUCAGAGCCGGGCCACUUUUCCAGAUUGGCUUGUGGGCAAAAGCGAGUAAUUGAAAAUCCCCCCUGGAGAGGAUCUCUCUUCUGAUUUGUUGUUGGGGAAGAGUGUGUUUUUUUUUUCUUUUAAAGGAACAAUUAAAAAAACACUCACUUUGUCCGACAUUUUCCCCCUCUUUCUUUUUCACCGUCUUUCUCACACAUUGCGGAGAAAUACAUUAUGAAGCAGCACCAUUCUUCUUCAUCCUCCCUCGGUGAUGGAGAGAGAGGAGGGACAGACUGUCCAGAAUAGAUAACGAGCAAGGAGACUGGCACUGAGGAGAGGAGAAGAAAAAGCAGAAAAUAGAGAGAAACAGGUAGAGAGAGAAAGAAGAAGACAGACAAAGUAGCAGAAAAAGCAAGAAAAGAAAAAACAGAAUUAACUAGGAUUGUUUGAAAUCCUCUUGGAGACUUAAAGUCUUUUUCUAAUUCAUCUGUGCGGUGUUGGAGGCUAGUUAGCAGAAUGGGCAGGGGAGGGGUCAGGAUUUACACCAGGGGGGGCACUUGAGCAGGAGAGUAGGGUUAUGUCCCCCCUGCACCUGCCUGGUCUGUAUGUCAGUGUUUGGCAGGAAGACAGACUGAAAGAUGGCCUGGUAAACAGACAGCUAUACUGAAUGAUAGACAAGCUCUGAGGCUGGUAAGACAGACAGACAGGAAGAUAGACAGACAGACAGGAAAACGGGUACACAGCCUAUUCCAAGUGUCAGGCAGAGAGCCAGGCAGACAUCCCUUGCCGGCACAGUAGACACAGUGCGAUUCAUUGUCAUUCUAUGCAGUGUGUGAGGAAGAAACAGAGGGAAGGAAAGAAAGAAGAGGAGCAUCCCUGUCUUUGUAGCUUCUGGAGAAUCUCACUUCAUCUGCAUCCACCUCAGUCUGUACUGUGGCAAGCCCAUGCACUAAAAACAGGCUGGGAGGGUGGGGGCUGUUACUAGAAAGGAAAUACAGGUUGGAGAGAGAGGGAGGGAGGGAGGCAGGCAGAGAAACAGAGGGAGAGAGCAGGUGUCGGAAAUCCUCCCCUUCAUCUGCUUGUCAUUUACUCCUUUAUGUUCUCUCGUCGUCUGGUGAGGUGAUUGGUUUUCCGAUGCCGGCGUUCUUCUGCUCAUAGGCCCACUGCAAUCCCGAGGAAAACAAGAGGUGGGCAGACAGAGGAAAGCAGAAAAAGACAGAAGAAAAGAAAAGGUGGAGCCCAAUUUUGAUUGACUAAUUUUUCAACUCUUCCUUUUCUUAUUUGUCAAGACGGGCUCUUGUUAUUUUUUCGCUUUUUUUCUUAAAGUAAGAGAUAGAGAGAAGAAAAACACCGGCCCAAUCAAUCCCUCAUUCUCUUUGUACACAGAGUUGAACCUCUCCACUCAUCAAUUGUUGAUUUUUCUUGCCUUGUCCUAAAGGGAUUAUUUUCUCCAUCUGAGUAUAAACACUGGAACCCUCCAGAUUCCCUCUAUUCACCUCCAAUGACACAGUGUGAACCGCUCUGACUCCCCCAAGGCAACCCCCCCACCCCCCAACCCUUCGGCUGAAGUGCUAAAACCCUGUGGUCUCAGAUCUCAAUGCCUGUGUUGACUCACUACUACAGCAUUAUUAUGGCACAGCGCUUCUGAUAACGUCUGAUUCAUUCUGUGGUGGUACAGGCAUCCAGCAGACCGUUCUCCAUGAGGAGCAGUAGAAGAUGCCGGCUCUGCCAGCACUGCUGCUGUCAAUACACUUCCUCUCUUUCCUGCUAGUCACCAUGCCGCCACGCUCCCUCAGUCAGGCCCCCUUGCUCUCCUCCGUCCGCAUGGCGGCGAUCCUGGAUGACCAGUCUGUGUGUGGGCGCGGGGAGCGGCUGGCACUGUCCUUGGCCAGGGAGAACAUCAACAGCGUGAUGGAGGGUCCGUCCAGAGCCCGAGUGGAGGUGGACAUAUACGAGUUGCAAAAAGACUCCCAGUACGACACUACUGACACCAUGUGUCAGAUUCUACCCAAAGGCGUUGUCUCAGUCAUAGGUCCCGCCUCCAGCCCCGCCUCUGGCUCUACUGUCAGUCAUAUAUGUGGAGAGAAGGAGAUCCCUCAUGUGAAGAUUGGUCCGGAGGAAACUCCCCGCUUACCGUACCUGCGCUUUGCCUCUGUCACUCUGUACCCUAGCAACGAGGACCUGAGCCUGGCCAUAGGAGCCAUCUUGCGCUCGUUCAGUUACCCCUCAGCCAGCUUGGUCUGCGCCAAGGCUGAGUGCCUGCUGAGAUUGGAGGAACUGGUCCGCCGCUUUCUCAUCUCUCGGGAGACGCUGUCAAUCAGGAUGCUGGAUGACAACCUGGACCCUACGCCGCUGCUGAAGGAGAUCCGUGACGACAAAGUGGCCACCAUCAUCAUUGACGCCAAUGCUUCUGUCUCCUAUCUCAUCCUGAAGAAGGCGUCAGAGCUGGGGAUGACAUCAGCAUUUUACAAGUACAUCCUCACCACCAUGGACUUCCCACUGCUGAGACUGGAUGAUAUAGUGGAUGAGCAGUCCAACAUUGUAGGUUUCUCUAUGUUUAACACCACUCAUCCCUUCUAUUUGGAGUUCAUCAGGAGCCUCAACCUCUCUUGGAGGGAGGGCUGUGACCUGACGUACCCCGGCCCUGCGCUCUCGUCAGCGCUGAUGUUUGAUGCAGUGCAUGUGGUGGUGGGGGCGGUGAGGGAAUUGAACCGCAGUCAGGAAAUCGGAGUGAAGCCACUCAGCUGCACCUCACCUCAGAUCUGGCAACAUGGGACCAGUCUUAUGAACUACCUGCGCAUGGUGGAGUACGAUGGUCUGACAGGUCGUGUGGAGUUCAACAGCAAAGGUCAGAGGACCAACUACACCCUGCGGAUCCUGGAGAAACACCGAGGAGGCCACAAAGAGAUUGGGAUCUGGUACUCCAACAACACCCUGGCAAUGAACUCCACCAGCCUGGAUAUUAAUGUCUCAGAGACGCUGGCAAACAAGACACUCAUUGUCACCACCAUACUGGAGAACCCAUAUGUGAUGCGCAAAGACAACUACCAGGACUUCCAGGGUAAUGACCAGUAUGAGGGCUUCUGUGUCGACAUGUUGAGGGAGCUGGCAGACAUCUUGAAAUUCUCCUUCAAGAUCAAGCUGGUGGAUGAUGGGUUGUAUGGGGCUCCAGAGCCCAACGGCUCUUGGACUGGCAUGGUUGGAGAGCUAAUCAACAGGAAAGCAGACCUGGCCGUGGCAGGCUUCACCAUCACGUCAGAGAGAGAGAAAGUUAUCGACUUUUCUAAGCCGUUCAUGACCUUGGGGAUCAGCAUCUUGUACAGAGUUCAACUGGGUCGAAAGCCGGGUUACUUCUCCUUCCUCGAUCCCUUCUCUCCAGCUGUCUGGCUCUUCAUGCUGCUCGCCUACCUGGCCGUCAGCUGUGUGCUCUUCCUGGCUGCAAGGCUGAGCCCCUAUGAGUGGUACAACCCCCACCCGUGUCUGCGAGAGCGCAGGGACAUGUUGGAGAACCAGUACACUUUGGGAAACAGCCUGUGGUUCCCUGUCGGAGGCUUCAUGCAGCAGGGAUCAGAGAUAAUGCCCAGAGCCUUGUCCACCAGAUGUGUUAGUGGGGUGUGGUGGGCGUUCACCCUGAUCAUCAUCUCCUCCUACACGGCCAACCUGGCAGCCUUCCUGACUGUCCAGAGGAUGGAGGUUCCCAUCGAGUCUCCGGACGACUUGGCCGACCAGACCAAUAUUGAGUAUGGGACCAUCCACGGAGGGAGCACCAUGACGUUCUUCAUGAACUCACGUUACCAAACCUACCAGCGGAUGUGGAACUACAUGAACUCCAAGCAGCCCAGUGUAUUUGUAAAAAGCACAGAGGAGGGAAUUGCCCGAGUGGUCAACUCCAAGUAUGCCUUCCUGAUGGAGAGCACCAUGAAUGAGUACCACCGCGGCCUCAACUGCAAUCUCACACAGAUUGGAGGCCUGCUGGACACCAAGGGCUACGGCAUCGGCAUGCCACUGGGGUCUCCGUUCAGAGAUGACAUCACGCUGGCCAUCCUCCAGCUGCAGGAGAAUAACAGGCUGGAGAUACUGAAGAGGAGGUGGUGGGAGGGAGGCCAAUGUCCCAAAGAGGAGGACCACCGUGCCAAGGGUCUGGGCAUGGAGAACAUUGGGGGCAUCUUUGUGGUGCUGAUCUGUGGCCUCAUUAUUGCCGUGUUUGUGGCCAUUAUGGAGUUUGUGUGGUCGACACGCCGCUCGGCAGAGACCGAUGAGGUAUGCCCCCAUACCUGCCCUCGCCGACCCCACAGACAUACCCCAGUGUCUGUCUGUCAGGAGAUGAUCACAGAGUUCCGAAACGCCGUCUCCUGUAAGAAGAGCUCCCGCAUGCGGCGCCGUCGGCCCCUCAGCAGUUCAGCAGCCCUGCGACACCCCACACGCAUAGCUCUGGGGGCCCCUCGGCCACUGCGCCUGGUCCGGGAAAUGCGCCUUAGCAACGGCAAGCUCUACAGUGGAGCUGGCCCGCUGACAGGUGGAGCUGGAGGAGGAGGCGGAGGGACAGGGCCUUCCGAUCUUGGCCCUGGGCCACAGCGGAUCCUAGAUGAUCCACUGGGGGCCAACACCACCCCUCCUCCACCAGCCCCUACCCCUGUGAUGCUGCCCGCCCGCAGCUGCACCCACGUGAGGAUCUGCCAGGAGUGCCGAAGGAUCCAGAACCUGAGGUCAGGCGGCAGUAUAGGAUCAACCACAACAAGAAUACCACCUUCAUCAGCACCCCUGCCCAGGCUACCCCCACCCCCACCUCCAUCCUCAUCCAACACAGACAGUGAGGGCGGAGGGGGGCCCAGCCCAAGGCGGCUACACCACAGUCCUCCACCUCAUACCCCCCGACCCAUCCCACCUCCACAGAACAGCAACACCACAGACCUACUGGGUGACCAGGACUGAAGCAAUGGGCGGGGUGAGGGAGGGAGCCAGUGCUGAGGAGACUGAGGAACAUUUGUGCUGCUGAGAAAGAGGUGAAAUUUAUAAGAGGGGGGACAGAGGAAAAAGUUGAACUCUGUGACAUCAGCCAAUAGAAAAUAAGAUGGCCUUUAAAAGGAGAAUAAACAGGGAAAACCGUAAUCUUUUCUCCAGUUGAGCUUGAGGCUUACAGAUACAGAACUGGCUACAAGCACUCUGCGAGAUGGUCGUCAGUUAAGCUUCUUUAAUCAACUCCGAAGAACAGUUCAGUUUGGACUAAUCCGAGUGGAAAUGCACAUGACCAGAUGAUGGUUUCCAUUGGCCUCCUUUUUCUCUCCUUACUCCCCUCUCACUUCACCUUUAGAUAUGAGGGCGCUGGUUUUCUUCCACAGACACUUGCCUGGAAGCAAACUGCCCCUCUAGUAAAAUGAAGCCUUGCUGGAGGACAUACUGUAUCCGUAUGUGAUUUAAAACUAAGCAACUAAAAGACUUCCAGAGAAUUAUUUCCUGUUGUUUUUUUUCUUUUGUUGUCUUUCUUGUUUUGUUACCAUUGUUCAAAGUGGGAAUUACAGAGUUAAAUACAGACUAUGUGUGACAACAUGGUGGAUUAUAACAUACUAAGAAACUUGACUGCGGCUAAUUGUGUUCAAGAGUUUUGUGUCCCUCCCUGUGCCCCACAGCUGCUUUUUGGAUGGUAUGAGGGAAGGUGGAUGAAACGACUUCAAGACAACAUGAUGCGAACAGUAGCAGAGGAAACUGUUGGUCUGCCUUUCUUAACACUGUGCGUGUGUGUGUGUAUGUAAACAAUUGUGCUUCCUGUAAGUCUGUUUGUAACUACUCAAAGUUAGGAGAACCAUGUACCCGGCAACAGCACCCUUCAACAAAUGUUAGAUAACCAGACAGUCACGGAAAGAGAGGGGGAGGAAGGGGGGGGCAAGAGGCUUUGAAAUGUGAAAUUAAUGUCGCUCGUUAUCCUGGGUAACGCUUGCCAAGCCUUUACUUCUUUUUCACCUCUGUUCACACAGCGUAGAAGAGAUAGAGAGACUGGGCGAGGCAGAGCGGGAGACAGAGAGGAAAGAUAGAGAAGAACAGAAAGAGAGGAGAUAGAAAGAGGCAGAGAAUGAAAAGGACACUACUGAAUUUGAAUGAGAAAUCCCUAACUGAACUACUUCCAUUAUUAGAUCUGUCCUGAUCUGUUAAUUCUGGGCAUCUUUUAAGGGGCUUGUUAAUGCGCCAGCAGGCUGUAGCUGCAGCUUCCUCCCUUCUCUCUGUUUAACAGACAGACUUGGCCAUUCAGAGUAGAGGCUCCUGCCAGAGUGAUAGACUCAACACAGCCUUGUCAAUACUGUCUCAAGCUUUUGAUCGCCUAAUUACUCCCCUCGGUGGCUGGGGACUCAUUCAGGAGGGGGUUGAACACAGGGAAACAUGCUGAUAAAUAGAUUUAGAAGAAAUACAUGCUUUUCACUCUGGCUGGAAAGGGAAUCUGGUCUCUUUUAAUUAUGUUGUUAAUGUUACAGCCCUACUGUUGUGUGAAACUAAAACAAUCCAAACACUACAGUAUAUUAGCCUUGGUGCUUAAAGAAAAUACACUGGUGGAUUUGCAUGUUUUAGCCCUUUAAUUUCAAACUGUGUACACUUCAUAUUAUUGCAGAUGAUUAUUUAAAUCAUACCAUAUGUUUUGUAGAUUUCCAAUCCCCCAAGUAGCACAAAUGUGCUUUAGAUAUUACAAGGAACCUUAAAGGAUUCUUAUUGUCAACAAAUUCAAUGAAAAGACCGUACCCACAAUAAGUAGCCAAAACUUCAUGUAGCUCAUUCCUCUGUGCCGGAGACCGCCAUUAUUUAAACCCUAUUAAAAACACAUUAAACAUACUACAAGGAAUUUUAACUUAACGAAACAGUUUAAUACUGAUGCCUCUGUAUGACCUACAUAAAUAAACAAGACCAUCAGCCAGAGGAUUAGCCAU